AUGCCACUGCCGAGGCCGACGGGGAGGCUCGCUCCCAAUAGACGUGUUCUUUCAACUUUAGAAGGAUGUAUUUUAUCGUAUGUCGUUGUGGAGAGCGCCACUUCUGCGCUGGAGUACGGCGACCUCGUCGUGGACGAGGGUUCGCCCGUCAACCCAGAUCUGCACUUCGACUCGCAGCUCAUGCAUCUGUACGUGAUGACGGAGAAAAAGGACAAUUCAUUAUGUCCUGAAGACUCGUACGUUUUCCUCUGGCAGCCCCUGCUGCCUCACCAUCAAGGGGCGAGUUCAGCCUGCUAUGCAAAACAAGGUGUAGAAAGCGCGCGUUCGCUCGUGCAUCCGCACUUUGAAAAGAACCGCGCGGCGGCGGCGUCCGCGGCGUCGCGCGUGGGAACCCGGCGCGCGGGCGGGUAG
This is a messenger RNA of Gryllus bimaculatus (two-spotted cricket), 411 nucleotides long. The record is from the annotation of a GenBank genome assembly. Lineage: Eukaryota; Metazoa; Arthropoda; Insecta; Orthoptera; Gryllidae.